Loa loa (African eye worm) is the source of this 2339-nucleotide messenger RNA. RefSeq lists its product as hypothetical. The record is from RefSeq and is a predicted model, not a curated record. Lineage: Eukaryota; Metazoa; Nematoda; Chromadorea; Rhabditida; Onchocercidae. Gene Ontology annotation, molecular function: phosphatidylinositol-3,5-bisphosphate 3-phosphatase activity. Bases 33 to 1889 code for a protein of 618 amino acids. The transcript has 18 exons. Gene Ontology annotation, biological process: dephosphorylation.
GUUGUAGUUAAUGGUUAAUAUGGUUAAUUAUUAUGGGUAAAAGACGUGAAGAAAACGGAAGAAUGGAUUCAGGUGAUGAUUCGUCGCAAGAUGGCGAUUUUUGUUCCGUUGUAUUGUCGGCUGUUGGAAUGAUGCCUAGCGGUAGCUCUUCCCUCGGUUUAAUUCAGAAUAAAAUUAGACAUGCUGACCGGUUUUGGGUGCUUCCUGGAGAAAAGAUACAAAUUGAGGAGACGAACAUUGGUUACAUGUCACCUAUAGGCAAAGUGAACGGUAGGGUGCUUGUCACUAAUUAUCGGCUACGUUUUGAAGCGAAAUCAACCUCCGAAAAUCGACACAGCAAGUGUUGUCAGUUUGAUAUACCUCUGGGAUGCAUCUCACGGGUUGAAAAGGUUGGUUACUCAACGGUAAGUCGUGGCGAGGAUUCUUACGGACUGGAGAUCACUUGCAAGGAUAUACGCAAUAUAAGGUUUACUCACCAGCAAACGAAUCAUAGUAGACGCCCACUUUACGAAAGCUUACAGCGAUUCGCUUUCCCGGUCACCAAUAAAGCUUCCUUCUUUGCUACAUCUUUCAAGCCUGACUGGACUUUUGAUGGUUGGAACAUUUAUGAUACUGUCCGAGAACUGAAUCGAAUGAACGUACCCAACGAAACUUGGCGAAUCACCAAGAUAAAUGAUCGAUAUGACUUCGCCGAUUCUUAUCCUGCUUUGUUAGCGGUACCAACGACAGCUGUGGUAGAAGGUGAAGAUUUUUUGCAAAAAGUUGGUGAAUUCCGAAGUAAACAGAGGAUACCUGUCUUGUCAUGGUUGCAUCCCACUUCUCAAGCAUCAAUAACACGAUCGUCACAACCAAUGGUUGGAGUUACAUCUCGAAAAUCUGCGGAAGAUGAACGAUACCUACAGAUGAUCGUCGAAGCAAAUGCCCAUGCGCACCAGCUACUUAUAUUUGAUGCUCGUCCGGCCGUCAAUGCGAAAGUCAAUAAGGCAAAAGGUGGUGGUUUUGAAGAUUCAUACACUAACUGCCGAUUGAUAUUUCUGGAUAUACAAAACAUUCAUGUAGUUCGAGAAUCGCUGCGAAAAUUGAAAGAUGUAUCAUUUCCUCGUGUUGAUGAAAAGAACUGGUUUCGUAUGUUGGAUGAAACGAAAUGGUUGAACCACAUCCAGACAGUUCUGGAUGGUGCAACCCAAAUUGCUCGCGAAGUAGAGGAUAACAAGGCAUCUGUGCUGGUUCACUGUAGUGACGGCUGGGACAGAACUGCCCAGUUGACUUCGUUGGCGAUGCUGGAGCUAGAUCCAUAUUAUCGAACUAUUAAAGGAUUUGCAGUACUGGUGGAGAAGGAAUGGUGCAGUUUCGGCCAUAAAUUCGCCCAUCGUGUGGGACAUGGAGAAGACAAACAUAGUGAUAACGAGAGAUCUCCUAUAUUUGUACAGUUCAUUGACUGUGUGUGGCAAAUCAUGAAUCAGUUUCCAUACGCCUUCGAAUUCAAUUCGUCAUUCCUGAUAACAUUACUGGAUGAGUUAUAUUCUUGUCGUUUUGGGACAUUCUUAUACAACAGUGAGAAGCAACGACAUCGCGAUCAACAUGUAAAGGAAAACACAGUAUCGCUAUGGUCUUACAUUAUUACUGAAAAAAGGCGCUUUCUCAAUCCGUUCUACAAUCAGUACCCUAGAUUUGUUGAUGUGUUGCGUCCCAACACCCGUUUAAUGUGUAUCAAAGUCUGGAAAGAUUAUUAUUUUCGUUAUAAUCCAGUAAUCGUUGCACAGGAUCAUAUGGAUAUUGAAGCUCUUAUGAACGAGAAGAUCUUACAAAAAGUUGAGGUUUUGAAGGCAGAAGUGAUUAUGCAUGAACAGACUCUUAGUAAAACUGUUUCGAAUUCAGAGUUUAGGUAGUAUAUUGUCUUAUUAUUUGAGAUGAAGUAGUAAGGUGGACUCAGGAGGAGAUGGUAGUGUAUUUCCAGAGAGAGUAUAUUAGAGAAAAAAAAGUACAACAUUUAAAGAAGGUUGGAGUGUAUUCAAAGAUCAGUGGAAGAGGGCUGCUUUCGAAAAAUGUCAAUUUUAGUGGUUACUUAGAAGGACAAAACCAAAACCGCAAUAUUUCUCUCAUUUCUUUUAAUUUUUUUGUAAAACAGCGUGCGCUAAUUUAUGCCAUUUUUGUGCUCAGUUGUAUUAUCAGAUGUCAUGUGAUUUGAUUGGAAAAGAAAAAUCCAAAUCAAUGUUAAGAUGCUGUAAAAUAAAAAAAAUUUUUAAAAAGUGGGAACCACGGAACUUUGAAUUUUUAAUAAAUGUUUCUCGGAUACAAACUUUGUCACUAGGCUUCGAACUUGCUAAUAAAUCGUAAAA